AUGUCUUCGAAGUGUUCCAGAAGGACCUUCCCAAGCACAUCCAUCUCUCUUUCCUCCAGCCUGCUUGGCGGGGGACUCCUCCUCUGCCUCGAUUUCAACCUUCUGCUUCAAGGAAGGGCAAACAGUUUCACCAUCAACUGCUCAGGCUUUGACCAGCAUGGGGUGGACCUUGCUGCUUUCCAGGCUAUAUUUAACCAGAAGGUCUUCCGUCCAGUCAUCAACCACAGCAUCCCCACUCAGGUCAACAUCUCCUUUACUCUGUCGGCCAUCCUGGAAGUGGAUGCCCAACUUCAGCUCCUGACAUCAUUUCUGUGGUUAAACUUGACCUGGAAUAACCCAUUUAUCAGCUAGGACCCAGAAGAAUGUGGUCAUAUCAACAAACUCACUGUGACUACUGAGAACCUGUGGCUCCCAGACAUCUUCAUCAAGGAAUUCAUGAAUGUGGAUCAGACCCCAGAAGGCCUCUCUGCAUAUGUGACUAAUAGUGGUCACAUUGCGUAUAACAAAACAAUGCGGGUAACCAGCAUCUGUAGCCUGGACAUCUUCUACUUCCCCUUUGACCAGCAGAACUGCACACUCACCUUUGGCUCUUUUCUCUACACAGUGGAAAACAUGGUGUUGGGCAUGGACAAGGAAGUGUGGGAGAUAGCAGACACCUCACUCAACAUCGUUCGCACACAAGGGGAGUGGGAGUCCCUUGGCAUCAACAAGGCCACCCUGAAGAUGUCUGUGGGCUCCAGUCUUUUUGACCAGAUAAUGUUCUAUGUGGCCAUCAGGCGCAGGCCCAGACUCUACAUCAUAAACCUUCUGGUGCCCAGUAGCUUUCUGGUUGCCAUUGAUGCCCUCAGCUUCUACCUGCCAGCAGAAAGCAAGAAUCGUGCCCCAUUUAAGAUUACUCUUCUGCUGGGCUACAAUGUCUUCCUGAUCAUGACGAAUAAACUACUCCCUGCCAGGGGCACCCCUCUCAUCAGUAUCUACUUUGCUCUGUGCCUGUCACUGAUGGUGCUCAGCCUGCUGGAGACCAUCUUCCUCACCUACCUGCUGCACCUGGCCACCACUCAGCCCCCACCCAUGCCUCAGUGGCUCUACUCUCUGCUCCUCUACUGCACCAGCCCAAGGAAAUGUUGCCCCACUAUACUCUGGAAGGAGAAUGUGGGCCCAGCCCUCACUCCCACUCACCUGCCUGGCCUGAAAGAGCUGAGCGAGUCAGUAGAGAAGGAGCUGGGACCCAGAGAGGCAGAGCUAAAUAGGGGCUCAAGAUUGACAAGGGCCCAGCUAACUGACCUGUGGGUGCAGUUCAGCCACAUGAUGGACACCUUCCUCUUCCGCCUCUACCUGCUUUUCUUGGCCUCCUCCAUCAUCACAGUCAUUGUCCUCUGGAACACCUAG
Pteropus alecto (black flying fox) is the source of this 1389-nucleotide messenger RNA. RefSeq names its product 5-hydroxytryptamine receptor 3C-like. The record is from RefSeq and is a predicted model, not a curated record. The transcript has 10 exons. Gene Ontology annotation, biological process: regulation of membrane potential; signal transduction; monoatomic ion transmembrane transport. Gene Ontology annotation, molecular function: neurotransmitter receptor activity; transmembrane signaling receptor activity; extracellular ligand-gated monoatomic ion channel activity. Lineage: Eukaryota; Metazoa; Chordata; Mammalia; Chiroptera; Pteropodidae. Gene Ontology annotation, cellular component: neuron projection; synapse; membrane.